AUGGAGAUCACCGUCGCGGACGUCUUCAUCGUCGGCCUCGGGACGAACGACGCCAAGGACGAGUACUGGUCCGCGCCCGGCUUCAACGAGACCUACAUCGACGAGUACGGCGCCCUCAUCGCGACGCUGCGGGGGCUCGGCACGAACCCGGAGCCCGCGGAAAUCUUCGUGACGAUUCCGCCGCCGCAGCUCGAGGCCAACACGCUCUGGCCGGACACGUCCUUCAUCAACGAGGAGCUCCCGGAGGCCGUGGCCGAGGUCGCCGCGCGGAACAACGCCUCGUCGUUGGUGGAUCUGCGGCCGCUCUUCGGCGGCGACGACCCGGAUGGCUCGCUCUACGCGGACCGCAUACACCCGAACGCGGCGGGUUUCGCGCUGAUCGCCGCGCGCAUGGCCGACGCCGUGCGCCUCCGCUUCGAGCCGCCGACGGCCGUCCCGACGCUGUCGGCGCCGCCGUCGGCGACGCCGCGGCCGUCGACGGCCGCGCCGUCGCCGCUGCCGUCCUACGAGCCGACCUACGCGCCGACGACGUCCCACCCCUCCUACGCGCCGUCGACCUACGCCCCGACGACCUACGCGCCGACGACCUACAAGCCCUCGAGCCGCCCUUCGGAAGCGCCGACGGCCAUGCCGACGCCCGCGCCCUCGCCGCUGCCGUCGCCGCUGCCGUCGCCGCUCCCGUCGUCGCUGCCGUCGGCGGCGCCCGUCCCCGCGCCCACGCGCGCGCCCAUCGUCGGCUCCGCCCCGCCGACGACGGCCGAACCGUCCCCCGCGCCGACCCCGGCGCCGACGCGGGCGCCGUCGCGGGCGCCGACGAGGACGCCGACGACCGCCGCGCCGGCGCCGCGACCGUCGCCGGCGCCGAAGACGUCCCCUGCACCGUCGCCGCGACCGUCGCCGGCGCCGACGCCCCGACCCACGGCGGCGCCGACGGCCGGCGCCCUGUUGUGCUGCCUCUCCAUGGACGCGGCGUGCCUCGCGUGCUCCGCGGGCGUCACCGUCGACGCCUACUGCGCGGACCACCCGGCCGCGGACGGCUGCCCGCCCGCGCCGACGCCCCGGCCGACGCCCCAGCCCGUGUCCGCCGCGGCGGACGACGACGACGAGGCCGACAGCGCGGCCGCGUCGCCCGUGCUCUUCGUCGGCCUCGCGGUCCUCCUGCUCGGCGUCGUCGCCGUCUGCCUCGCCUUCCACGCCUACCGCAAGUUCCGGAAGGAGGAGGCGGCGGCGGACGCGCCGGGCCGCAAGGGGACCAUCCUGCGCGACGACGACGUCGAGCUCGCCGUGCGGGAGGGCGGCGAGGCGCCCCCGCCGGCGCCGGCGCCCGCGGAGGAGGCGUCGCGGCUCCUCGCGUCGCCCGAGUCCGCGGCCGGGGAGGACGAGCCCGACGAGCCGCCGCGGGUGGAGAUCGACUUCGCGGCGACGCCCGAGCGCCCGGUCCGCGAGCUGCAGAUCGACACGGUCAUGGCGGAGACGACGUUCCUCGCCAACUCGCCGCCGACGAGCCCGACCGUGGAGACGCCCGUCGUCGAGGCCUUCGUGGCCCCGUCGCCGCCCGCGAGCCCCGGCGCGGCCGCGCCGGCCGUCGACAGGUUCCUCGCGAACUCGCCGUCGCCGACGAUCGCGCCGGCGCUCCUCGUGUCGCCGCCGCCCCUGGACCUCGCGCCGCCGGCCCUGGACGUCGCCGACGACGCCCGGGCCGCGUCCGACGACGAGCCGUCGCUCUUCGUGGCCGCGCCGGACCCGACGUCGCCCGCGCCGGACUCGCCGGACGAGGCGAGCGCGGCGGCCUUCCUCGAGGAGGCGCUCCCGCCGCCGCCGCCGCCGCCCGAGGCGGAGGCGCCCGCGAAGGACGUGACGCUCGAGGUCGGCGAGGAGCCCGCGCCGGAGACGCCGCGGCGACGGCCCUCGGAGGCGGAGCCGGGCUCGCCGUCGCCCGCGCAGCGCACGCUCCAGGCCGCGGCGACGGCCAUCGGUUGGCUCCGCCCGGCGCUCUGGGCCAAGACGGGCUCCGCGGACGGCGACGCGGACGUCGCCGCGGACGCGGCGAAGGUCGCCCAGAUGGAGGCGCCUCCGGAGGCGCCCGCGGCGGAGGCGCCCGCGGCGGCACGCGAAGGGCCCGAGCCGGCGAGGCCCGUCUCCGCCGCACUCGAGCGCAACGCCUACGAGGCCGUCGUCGGCGGCGACGGCGACGACUGCAAGUCGUCCAGCGACAUCGCGCGCGACGUCGGCGCCCCCGUCACGGUCGUCCGCGCGACGCUGGGCGCGCUCGUCGACCUCGGCCUGCUGUGCGACUUCUACGACGCCCCGGACCGCGCGACGCCGGCGGCGGCCGACUCCAGCCUCGCCGGCGUCAUCUCGGCGCUGGCGUCGGUGACGUUGAUCGCGCCGGACAAGGCCCAGAUCCUCGAGUCCCUCGUGGCCGCGAUCGUCGAGGAGGACCAGCUGACCGCGGCCACGCGCGAGCAGAUGGCCCGGCAGGCGGCCCGGCAGCCGCUCCGCGAGGUCCUCGCGCCGCGGCGCGCGUCGCCGGGCCAGGCCCCGCCGGCGAAGCGACCGCGCGACGCGGCGCCGGACCCGCCGCUCACCGCGGCGUUGGAGUCGCCGCCCGCGCCCCGCGUGACGCGCGCGACGGCUAAGGAGGCGGCGGCGGAGGCCGCGCAGCUCGCGGACGAGGCCCGCGGCAACGCGGCGCCGGCGGCGACGGGCGCCAUGGACGAGGACGACCCGCCGGCGGCGCCGGACGCCAUGGACGAGGAGGCGCCGGCGGCGCCGCAGGACGACGCGGCGCUGGAGUCGGAGGACGACGACGAGGAAGCGGCCGUGGCGCCGGACGGGCGGAAGAAGCCGUCCGCGCCCGACGGCGGCUGGGCGAAGCACCGGCGCGACCUCGGCAACGAGCUCGCCGCGUCGCGGCCGGCGGUCCCCGGCGGCUACGACGCGGCGCCCAGCUUCGGCCUGCCGCCGGGCGGCGACGACGCGACGCAGUGGACGCCGACGCCGCUGCUCCGCGUCGUCCGCGUCGUCCGCUCGGCGACGGUCGAGGCCGCCGCCGUCGCCGCCGCCGCCGCCGCCUUCAUCCCGCUGGUGCGGACGAAGGCGCGCCGCUACAAGGUCGACGUGCCCGAGGAGCUCACGCAGGAGAAGGGCGACGCGCGGCGCGGCAAGGGCGGCGCCCUGUGGCAGGUCUGGAUGACGUGCGUCGCGGCGGCGGCGCUGGCGCAGCCCCGCCUCGGGUCCGGCGGCAUCUGCCUGCCCGACUGGUUCGCGGGCACGGUGCGGCUCAAGCCGGUGGACGUGCUUGGGCUCAUCUGCGCGGACGGGUCGUUCUACGUCACCGUCUCGGGGGUCUUCGGCAUGGCCUCCCGCCUCAUGAUCGAGGCCGUGCUGAGCGUGCACUCCAUCCAGCUCCUCGUCGCGCUGAAGAACGCGAUCGGCACGGGCUCCGUCCACAUCCUCGCGUGCCGGCACCUCGGCUACUACGUCAAGGUCGUCUACAAGGCCAGCGACAGCACGAUGCUCCGCUUCCUCGCCACGCACUGGCACCUCGGCGGCGUCAAGGCGCGCCAGCUCCAGCUCGCCAACCUCGCCUUGCGCGAGGCCAAGCUCUGCCUCGGCCGGGGCUACGGCAUCGCCUGGCACGAGGGCACGCAGCUCCAGUACGACGCGCGCAACGUGCUCUUCGCCGUGCUCAAGCGCCUCAAGUCCGCCGACGCCGUCAAGUCGACGUCGGCGAACGUCGCCUGGUACGGCGGCCUGUUCGCGGCCAUGACCGCGGACCAGUUCGUCGCCAUGGUCACCUUCUUCUUCGAGGGCGACGGCGGGUCCUACAUCAGCGACGGCAAGUUCUGCAUCGGCUUCUUCCAGUCCGACCAGGGCUUCCUCGUCGCGCUCCGCGACGCGCUCGUGAGCCGCCGCCUCGUCGCGGCGGCCGGCGACUUCCACGUGACCGAGACGCCGGCCAAGGUCGUCGGCCCCACGGUGCACAAGCGGACGCGCAAGGCGUACCGCUGCGAAGUCUACAGCGCGCCCGCCUGCGUCGCGCUCGCGCGCGCGCUGUACGGCGUCUACGAGGACCGCGGCGCCGCGCACUUCCCCAAGGCGCGGAAGCUGAAGCUCAUGAUCGACCACGGCAAGCCGUCCGCGGCGGCCGACGGCCGCACGUUCCACGAGGGCCACGACCCGCGGUGGACGGCCGUGAACAAGAACGACUACACGAACAUGGCGCUCCACUUCUACCACGCGUCCGCGGUGACGACGUCCGGCGGCGCGUUGAACAUCUCCACGAGCUACAGCCCGACGAGCUUCGAGUCCGCGGAGGACGACAAGGGCUUCGUGGUGAUGACGAAGCGGCGGAAGCCCUACAGCUCGGGCAUGGUCCAGGGCUGGGGCAAGUUCUGCUUCACGGGGGGCAUCAUGGAGGUCCGCGCGAAGCUGCCCGGCGCGGGCGCCGUCGGCGGCCUGUGGCCCGCGAUGUGGUUGUUGGGGUCGCUGGCCCGGGCGACCUACGUCGGGUCCACGGACUGGAUCUGGCCCUGGUCCUACGACACGUGCGACCGGAGCCUCCAGCCCAAGCAGGAGAUCAACGCGUGCGAGCCAGAGCCGCACUUCGGCCUCGACGGCUACACGGGCCGCGGCGCGCCCGAGAUCGAUUUACUCGAGGCCAUGCCCGGGACGGGGACCAUGAACUACGGCCUCAAGAAGCCCUACUUCAGCGCGUCCUACCAGGUCGCGCCGGGCAAGCCCCACGACCGGCCCAUCGAGGGCAAGCGGCCGCAACCGGGCCAGUGGUACGAGAAGGGCCUCAAGUACGGCCGCAACGUGUCCAUGAACGCCUUCUUCUACGGCGAGGAGCUCAAGCACAAGGCGAAGCGCGACUCCUACACGGCCGACGCCAUCUCCGCGAACCGGCCCAUCGGCGACGAGCACUUUGACGACUUCCACGUCUACCGCCUCGAGUGGCAGACCAAGCCCGACGGCAUGCUCCUCACCUGGUACCUCGACGACGAGCUCAUCUUCGAGCUGCCGCCGGAGGCCCUGGAGCUCACGGGCGCGAAGAUGCCCGACGAGCCCAUGCACGUGCUCCUCAACACCGCCGUGUCGUCGACGUGGGGGUUCCCCGCGCCGUGCCCGCCGGGCUGCGACUGCACGUGCUACGACUGCAUCGGCAAGGUCGCGGACCCGGCCUGCUCCUGCGGCAUGCCCGAGGGCCUCUGCGCCAUGCUGCCGGCCUUCUACGAGAUCGACUACGUCCGCGUCUACCAGAACCCGGACGACGACACGCACAAGGUCGGCUGCUCGACGGACACGAAGCCCACGGCCAAGUUCAUCGCCGGCCACAAGGAGCGCUACUUCGACGCCUACAACGGCGAGACGAAGCCCCUCCACGACCAGAUCGUCGGCGGCGGCAAGUGCAAGCGCGACGCGGACUGCGGGCCCGAGUCGGCGUGCGAGGCCAAGGCGUGCGCGUGCGCGGGCGACUGGCUCGGGCCCCACUGCCGCGCCUACCGGGGCUUCGACGACGUCGUCUGGGAGCACGAGCAGACCCUGGGCUUCCACGCCCCCUUCGUCCCCGCGAGCCUCGGCCGCGCGGCCGUCGUGCUCUCGACGAGCCUCGCCGCGACGCUCGCCUACCACGUCCUCAAGCGGCGCGAGGGCCGACAAUAG
Messenger RNA from Aureococcus anophagefferens, 5667 nucleotides. RefSeq lists its product as hypothetical. Gene Ontology annotation, molecular function: glucosidase activity. The transcript has 4 exons. Gene Ontology annotation, cellular component: endoplasmic reticulum membrane; plasma membrane. The coding region runs from base 1 to 5667 and encodes 1888 amino acids. Gene Ontology annotation, biological process: (1->6)-beta-D-glucan biosynthetic process. The record is from RefSeq and is a predicted model, not a curated record. Lineage: Eukaryota; Pelagophyceae; Pelagomonadales; Pelagomonadaceae.